GUGUGCCUCCCAUUAGACAACAAUGGCUGUGUAUGCAUGGACAGUUUGUGCUUGCUUAUCACUCUUAAUAGGCGGAUAUUACAUGAAGAAAUCAGGCCUCCUCUUCAAAUUGGGUUUUCCUAUAGGUUAUUUUUUGUACGCUAAGACAUCUCUUGGCUAUUUUUAUCAUCAAAAACGAGUCAAGAAGAGACCAGCUUCAUCGGCACCUCAUUCUAAAGUUGAGCCAGUAGCAGUUGAUGAUUCCAUCGUUAUUUAUCCUGUACCAUAUUUGGAGGACAAUUAUGCAUACUUAGUAGUUAAUGAAAAGACUAAACGAGCUGUAGCAGUAGAUCCUGCUCAUCAUGCUGUCUUAUUGGGUGCCUUGGAGAAGUAUGGUGUGACACUAGUUGGUGUUUUGGUGACGCACAAGCACUGGGAUCAUGCUGGUGGAAAUUAUGAGCUAAGAAAGACAUUUCCUCAUGUUCCUAUAUAUGGUGGACGUAAAGAUCUACCAGCUGGUACAACUCAUUUUGUUGAUCCUGGUGUUGAUAUUUUCAUUGAAGAAAUGAAUUUUCAUGCUAUUUGGACACCAGGCCACACUGUCGGUCACAUUGUGUACUUUCUAAAGUCCACUACACCUCCUUGUCUUUUUAGUGGUGAUCACUUAUUUAUUGGUGGCUGUGGGAAAAUAUUUGAAGAUAACCCUGAGGUUAUGUUUCAGUCAUUGCAAGCUAUAAAAGAAUUGCCAUCUGAUACUUUGAUAUUUCCUGGUCAUGAGUACAGCUGGUCAAAUUUGCAGUUUGCUCUUAUUUUUGAUCCACAUAAUGUUAAUGUCCAGAAGAAAUUAGACAAUAUAAAAAAGUUAAGACUCAAACGCCAGGCAACUGCUCCUGCUGUUUUAUCUGAAGAGCUACAGUAUAAUCCAUUUUUACGUACAGACAGUGUAGCAUUGAAAGAGACACUGAAACUGAAAGCUAAUGUAUCACAAGUGGAUGUUCUUAGAAAACUUAGACAAGAGAAAGAUAAAUUCAAAGCUGCUGCAUAACUAAAUUAGAAUUUUUAAAAGUAAAAUUUUGUAUUUCUUUGACAUAGCUACUAAUAAUUUUAAUAUUUAAAAAGCCACUCCCAUUA
Messenger RNA from Amphimedon queenslandica, 1110 nucleotides. RefSeq names its product hydroxyacylglutathione hydrolase cytoplasmic-like. The coding region runs from base 23 to 1024 and encodes 333 amino acids. The transcript has 11 exons. The record is from RefSeq and is a predicted model, not a curated record. Gene Ontology annotation, molecular function: hydroxyacylglutathione hydrolase activity. NCBI's taxonomy places the organism in Eukaryota, Metazoa, Porifera, Demospongiae, Haplosclerida, Niphatidae.